Chelonus insularis is the source of this 3028-nucleotide messenger RNA. Its product is annotated as mucin-21-like. The coding region runs from base 157 to 2787 and encodes 876 amino acids. The transcript has 3 exons. Lineage: Eukaryota; Metazoa; Arthropoda; Insecta; Hymenoptera; Braconidae. The record is from RefSeq and is a predicted model, not a curated record.
AGCAUCUAGUAUACCAAUAACAGUCAUGCCUCCAUCAUCCAUUGGAUCGACAACGAUGCACCUUCGGCUGCGUCAACCACAAGUGCAGCAUCUAGCUUACCGAUAACGGUCGAGCCUCAAACAUCGACUGAAUCGACAACAAGUUCACCUUUAUCAAUGUCAACUUCAGGAUUACUUGGAUCAACGACUCCGUCGUCCAGUGGAUCUAUGACAUCAUCACCAUCUGCUAGUUCGCCGACUAGUUCACCUUCAUCAACCUCAACAACAGGUUUACUUGGAUCAACGACUCCGUCGUCCAGUGGAUCUAUGACGUCAUCACCAUCUGCAAGUUCGACGACGAGUCCACCUUCAUCAACCUCAACAACAGGUUCACUUGGAUCAACGACUCCGUCUUCUAGUGGAUCUAUGACAUCAUCACCAUCUGCUAGUUCGCCGACUAGUUCACCUUCAUCAACCUCAACAACAGGUUCACUUGGAUCAACGACUCCGUCGUCCAGUAGAUCUAUGACGUCAUCACCAUCUGCAAGUUCGACGACUAGUCCACCUCUAUCAAUGUCAACAACAGGUUCACUUAGUUCAACGACUCCGUCGUCCAGUGGAUCUAUGACGUCAUCACCAUCUGCUAGUUCGCCGACUAGUUCACCUUCAUCAACCUCAACAACAGGUUUACUUGGAUCAACGACUCCGUCGUCCAGUGGAUCUAUGACGUCAUCACCAUCUGCAAGUUCGACGACGAGUCCACCUCUAUCAAUGUCAACAACAGGUUCACUUGGAUCAACGACUCCGUCUUCUAAUGGAUCUAUGACGUCAUCACUAUCUGCAAGUUCGACGACUAGUUCACCUUCAUCAACCUCAACAACAGGUUCGCUUGGAUCAACGACUCUGUCGUCCAGUAGAUCUAUGACGUCAUCACCAUCUGCAAGUUCGACGACUAGUCCACCUCUAUCAAUGUCAACAACAGGUUCACUUGGAUCAACGACUCCGUCGUCCAGUGGAUCUAUGACGUCAUCACCAUCUGCAAGUUCGACGACUAGUCCACCUCUAUCAAUGUCAACAACAGGUUCACUUGGAUCAACGACUCCGUCUUCUAAUGGAUCUAUGACGUCAUCACUAUCUGCAAGUUCGACGACUAGUCCACCUCUAUCAAUGUCAACAACAGGUUCACUUGGAUCAACGACUCCGUCGUCCAGUGGAUCUAUGACGUCAUCAUCAUCUGCUAGUUCGACAACCAGUUCACCUUUAUCAAUGUCAACAACAGGUUCACUUGGAUCAACGACUCUGUCGUCCAGUAGAUCUAUGACGUCAUCACCAUCUGCAAGUUCGACGACUAGUCCACCUCUAUCAAUGUCAACAACAGGUUCACUUGGAUCAACGACUCCGUCGUCCAGUGGAUCUAUGACGUCAUCACCAUCUGCAAGUUCGACGACGAGUCCACCUCUAUCAAUGUCAACAACAGGUUCACUUGGAUCAACGACUCCGUCUUCUAAUGGAUCUAUGACGUCAUCACUAUCUGCAAGUUCGACGACUAGUUCACCUCCAUCAACCUCAACAACAGGUUCACUUGGAUCAACGACUCCGUCGUCCAGUGGAUCUAUGACGUCAUCAUCAUCUGCAAGUUCGACGACUAGUUCACCUUCAUCAACGUCAACAACAGGUUCACUUGGAUCAACGACUCCGUCUUCUAGUGGAUCUAUGACGUCAUCAUCAUCUGCUAGUUCGACAACCAGUUCACCUCUAUCAACCUCAACAACAGGUUCACUUGGAUCAACGACUCCGUCGUCCAGUGGAUCUAUGACGUCAUCAUCAUCUGCUAGUUCGACAACCAGUUCACCUUUAUCAAUGUCAACAACAGGUUCACUUGGAUCAACGACUCCGUCUUCUAGUGGAUCUAUGACGUCAUCAUCAUCUGCUAGUUCGACAACCAGUUCACCUUUAUCAAUGUCAACAACAGGUUCACUUGGAUCAACGACUCCGUCUUCUAGUGGAUUUAUGACGUCAUCACUAUCUGCAAGUUCGACGACUAGUUCACCUUCAUCAACCUCAACAACAGGUUCACUUGGAUCAACGACUCCGUCGUCCAGUGGAUCUAUGACGUCAUCAUCAUCUGCUAGUUCGACAACCAGUUCACCUUUAUCAAUGUCAACAACAGGUUCACUUGGAUCAACGACUCCGUCUUCUAGUGGAUCUAUGACGUCAUCACCAUCUGCUAGUUCGACAACCAAUUCAUCGUCAUUAGGAUCUGGAUCAACCACACCUUCUAACAUCCCGAUAACAGUUAUGUUCCCGUCAACAUCUGAUUCUACCAGUUCAUCUUCAUCGCCUUCAUCAUUAGACAGUAGAGGCGGCUUCAGUGACGACGAUAAUUCAUCUUCUACGGAAUCAAGUAUUGAUGCAAAUACUACUGGCAAUGAUGGCAGCAAUUCUGAAGCAACAACAGCAUCUUCAAGCUCAGAUGAAAGUAUGAACGAGAAUACGGCUAGUGUUACUGAAAGCAGCGGUAAUUCUAACGAUACUAAUGAUUCAGCAUCAGUUGUCGAAGUUGUUGCUGUCACCAGUAAAAUCCCCGAAAACUCUCCUGCUCUUCUCGGCGAUAUUUUUGGUCUCGCGAGUAAUAAUUCGGCAGUUGGAGCAGCAACCAAUGGUACCGUCCAAGAAGUUAUUCUGGUCAAUCCUUAUUACCAUCCUUGGGAGUCUUUGAUAUCACUCAUCGAUUCAAUUGUGAUGUUCCCUAUGACAAUUUUCUCUAGUGAACCGACAGAGGUACCAUCAGAAGAUCCUUUUUAUUAAUUAAAUGUACAUAAUUCCUGAAAUGAUAAAUUCCAACAAUGUAGUAAUUAUCAAUAUCGAUAUUGACAUGGAUGAUUCAAUAUUGAUGCAAUCAUAUUUAACUGAAAUAUCGAUUUGUAUUUUUGGUAGUUUUUUGUAACAGUUAUAAUGAACCUAUCAAUUAAAGCACCUAGAAAUCGAACAUGUAUGACAUUAUUACAAGAAAUUCUAGGUAUGUAUUUAAUAAAUCAUUUUUAUGACA